Messenger RNA from Penaeus monodon (black tiger shrimp), 1341 nucleotides. RefSeq lists its product as uncharacterized. The record is from RefSeq and is a predicted model, not a curated record. The coding region runs from base 351 to 1331 and encodes 326 amino acids. The transcript has 2 exons. NCBI's taxonomy places the organism in Eukaryota, Metazoa, Arthropoda, Malacostraca, Decapoda, Penaeidae.
UCAAAUAAUGGAAGAUCCGUGUCAAAUGAGCUUCUACACAAAAAAUAGAAAACUUUCAGACUGUGAAGAUGAAGAGGUUCUAAUUGGUGAGGGAAGUUUUUGAGUUGAAUAAUGAAAUUUACAAGAAGCUUAAUAAGAAAAAAAGGAAAAAGAAGCACUCAGAUCAUGAACAUCAGGAUAUUCUUGAGUCAUUGCAUCCCAAUUACCAGAAAUUGGAAGCUACACAUAAAGUGAGUCCCAAGAAAAAAAAGAGAAAAAAAGUCUCCAUUUCUGAUGACGAAAAUAGCUUGUCUGAAGCUAUAUCUUCAUCAGACAUAAUAGAAGCAAAUGCUAGUCCACAGCAUCAGAUAAUGUGCAAAGCUGAUGUUCAUUUAAAAGAGAAGAAAUACAGCAAGAAGAAAAAAGACUCUGAAAAUUAUGAGGAUGAAAUACAUUUCAAAUGGGACCACCAUGAACAUCCGCAACUUCAUUUUGAAGGGGAUGGAAACCGUGAAUUUUUAAACAAACCCAGGAGCACACAAGGAGGCUUGCAGUUUUCAGCUCUCGAGACAAAAGAUGAUUUUGAUGGUGACUUCAGUGAUGAUGCCUAUGAUAAAACAGUGAGAAGAAAAGGAAAUAAGACAGAGAAAGUAAUGAUUGAGCCCCAAAAAUAUCACAAAAUAGACUUGCCAGGCAGACAAUAUGUUGAGUCAGAUUUGCCUGUAGUACAAUAUGAUAAGUCAGAUUUGCCAGAACUACCUAAUAUUUUACCUUUGUAUAAUGUUAAAAAAUAUGUAAAUCUUAAAAAGAAAACAUCUUUUCCAGUACAAAUUCGACUCAACGGGGUUGUAAGAACAUAUGAAGAAUGCUUUUAUGAGUUUCCUCCAGGAGUUGGAAUUCCUCCUGAAGAGAUCGAAGAAAUUCCUGAUGAAUAUGACCAUUGGAAACGUGCAUGGAAAGUUCUUCCAGAUAAAAAAUUUACAGAAGAAGAAAUAAAAGAAGAAAUAGAGAAUAAAAUAGAUAAGAUAUGUGAUUAUUUUCAUAGAUAUUAUACUGGAAAUCUAACAAGCAAGGAGUUGAAACCAAAGCGACCCAGAAAUUUUUUUGAAGUGUAUCUACCUACUCCGGACCAAGUAGAGUUUCUAAAAAAAUUGCGCAUCAAAGUAAAUUGGAAACUUGGUUUAGUUCAUAGAUACUGUUAUGAAUUUAUAUACGGGACAUCUGCAUGCAGAGCAAUGGCUGCACAUGGAAUAGAAUGGAGGAAAAGCACUGGAUUGUCUAGAGCUGAAAAAGAAGUUGUAUUGAGUAACUGGAUUCACUUUCAAAAGGUGAGUUUAACUAUUUUUAACUAGCUUAAUUGGA